UUGUUGUCCUAUAAUACUAAAUCAACCCGUGCUCACCAGAAACACGUCAUAAAUCCAUCGAAGGAAUCUUCAGUCAUCGGUCAAGGUUUCUGUCAUCUUCUCUGACGGAGCAAAGAGGUUUAGGGGAGAAAAUGCAGGAACCAAAAUAAAGUACAUUUAUGAUUUAUUUUAUUUGAAUGCGUUGUUCUCGCUCUCAUUUAAACCGCCCGGCCCGGGGAUAAGUGUAUUCUAAUGUGUCUGUACUAAUGGUGUCUGUCUGUACUAAUGGUGUCUGUCUGUACUAAUGGUGUCUGUCUGUCUCAGGGAGCUGAGCAGUCUAAAGGAGAAGAAACACAACCAGACCACUGGCUUCAUUGGACUGAAGGAUCUCCACUGUGUCAAGGGCUGCUACCCUCCAAGCCUGCUAAAAGCCUGGGACUCCUUCAACACACAGAGAGGAUCAGAGAAUGACCGGCCAGAUUUCUUCAAUGACGAGCAGCUGUUUCUGAUCCUGGAGUUUGAGUUUGGAGGCAGAGACCUGGAGAACAGUAAUGGACAGGUGAGGAGACUUGGAGAACAGUAAUGGACAGGUGAGGAGACCUGGAGAACAGUAAUGGACAGGUGAGGAGACCUGGAGAACAGUAAUGGACAGGUGAGGAGACCUGGAGAACAGUAAUGGACAGGUGAGGAGACUUUCAGAACAGUAAUGGACAGGUGAGGACACCUGGAGAACAGUAAUGGACAGGUGAGGACACCUGGAGAACAGUAAUGAACAGGUGAGGAGACUUUGAGAACAGUAAUGGACAGGUGAGGAGACUUGGAGAACAGUAAUGGACAUGUGAGGAGAACAGUAAUGGACAGGUGAGGACACCUGGAGAACAGUAAUGGACAGGUGAGGAGACCUGGAGAACAGUAAUGGACAGGUGAGGAGACCUGGAGAACAGUCAUGGACAGGUGAGGACACCUGGAGAACAGUAAUGGACAGGUGAGGAGACUUGGAGAACAGUAAUGGACAGGUGAGGAGACCUGGAGAACAGUAAUGGACAGGUGAGGAGACCUGGAGAACAGUAAUGGACAGGUGAGGAGACCUGGAGAACAGUAAUGGACAGGUGAGGAGACCUGGAGAACAGUCAUGGACAGGUGAGGACACCUGGAGAACAGUCAUGGACAGGUGAGGAGACCUGGAGAACAGUAAUGGACAGGUGAGGAGACUUGGAGAACAGUAAUGGACAGGUGAGGAGACCUGGAGAACAGUAAUGGACAGGUGAGGAGACCUGGAGAACAGUAAUGGACAGGUGAGGAGACCUGGAGAACAGUAAUGGACAGGUGAGGACACCUGGAGAACAGUAAUGGACAGGUGAGGAGAACAGUAAUGGACAGGUGGGGAGACCUGGAGAACAGUAAUGGACAGGUGAGGAGACCUGGAGAACAGUAAUGGACAGGUGAGGAGAACAGUAAUGGACAGGUGGGGAGACCUGGAGAACAGUAAUGGACAGGUGAGGAGACCUGGAGAACAGUAAUGGACAGGUGAGGAGACUUGGAGAACAGUAAUGGACAUGUGAGGAGAACAGUAAUGGACAGGUGAGGACACCUGGAGAACAGUAAUGGACAGGUGAGGAGACCUGGAGAACAGUAAUGGACAGGUGAGGAGACCUGGAGAACAGUAAUGGACAGGUGAGGAGACCUGGAGAACAGUAAUGGACAGGUGAGGAGACCUGGAGAACAGUAAUGGACAGGUGAGGAGACCUGGAGAACAGUCAUGGACAGGUGAGGACACCUGGAGAACAGUAAUGGACAGGUGAGGAGACCUGGAGAACAGUAAUGGACAGGUGAGGAGACUUGGAGAACAGUAAUGGACAGGUGAGGAGACUUGGAGAACAGUAAUGGACAGGUGAGGAGAUCUGGAGAACAGUAAUGGACAGGUGAGGAGACCUGGAGAACAGUAAUGGACAGGUGAGGAGACUUGGAGAACAGUAAUGGACAUGUGAGUAGAACAGUAAUGGACAGGUGAGGACACCUGGAGAACAGUAAUGGACAGGUGGGGAGACCUGGAGAACAGUAAUGGACAUGUGAGUAGAACAGUAAUGGACAGGUGAGGAGACCUGGAGAACAGGUGAGGACACCUGGAGAACAGUAACGGACAGGUGAGGAGAACAGUAAUGGACAGGUGGGGAGACCUGGAGAACAGUAAUGGACAGGUGAGGAGACCUGGAGAACAGUAAAGGACAGGUGAGGAGACCUGGAGAACAGUAAUGGACAGGUGAGGAGACCUGGAGAACAGUAAUGGACAGGUGAGGAGACUUGGAGAACAGUAAUGGACAGGUGAGGGCACCUGGAGAACAGUAAUGGACAGGUGAGGACACCUGGAGAACAGUAAUGGACAGGUGAGGAGAACAGUAAUGGACAGGUGAGGAGACCUGGAGAACAGUAAUGGACAGGUGAGGACACCUGGAGAACAGUAAUGGACAGGUGAGGAGACCUGGAGAACAGUAAUGGACAGGUGAGGACACCUGGAGAACAGUAAUGGACAGGUGAGGAGAACAGUAAUGGACAGGUGAGGAGACCUGGAGAACAGGUGAGGACACCUGGAGAACAGUAAUGGACAGGUGAGGACACCUGGUUCUGUUUGGUUCUCUACAGUAUAUCUGAUUGGGUGUUUGGUUCUCUACAGUAUAUCUGAUUGGGUGUUUGGUUCUCUACAGUAUAUCUGAUUGGGUGUUUGGUUCUCUACAGUAUAUCUGAUUGGGUGUUUGGUUCUCUACAGUAUAUCUGAUUGGGUGUUUGGUUCUCUACAGUAUAUCUGAUUGGGUGUUUGGUUCUCUACAGUAUAUCUGAUUGGGAGUUUGGUCUUGUGAUAUGUUUAUGAACAUACCGAAACUCCCCUCC
This is a messenger RNA of Oncorhynchus nerka (sockeye salmon), 2865 nucleotides long. Its product is annotated as serine/threonine-protein kinase haspin-like. Gene Ontology annotation, molecular function: histone H3T3 kinase activity. Gene Ontology annotation, cellular component: cytoplasm; nucleus. Gene Ontology annotation, biological process: intracellular signal transduction; mitotic cell cycle. The record is from RefSeq and is a predicted model, not a curated record. The transcript is spliced from 3 exons. NCBI's taxonomy places the organism in Eukaryota, Metazoa, Chordata, Actinopteri, Salmoniformes, Salmonidae. Bases 284 to 562 code for a protein of 92 amino acids.